UGUCAAGUCAAGUCAAUAAAGAGCCUCAUCAACCUCUCUCCCCCCAGCCCAGCAGCCGCCCAAUAAAUAUUCCCUACUUUCCAUUUUGAAAAGUAUGCCGAAAAUAAAAAAUAAAGGGUCCAAGUCAGGCAAAGUGGAAGCCUCAGCGCCGCCGCCACCAGUUCCUCCAUCAUGGCCAGCUUUCAAGCCUUCUCUGCCGAUAGUUGACUUGUCUCCUGAACCUCAUCCAUUGACUUCCAAGGUUGUUCUUAUACCUUCAUUUUUCCCGCGAUCGCUCUGCCGCGAUUAUGUGGCCUUUCUAAAAACCCUCCCUCUACAAACAACGCCAGGUCGUCCCAAGCGGGGCGAAGCAGUUCGUGUCAACGACCGGUUUCAGGUUGAUAGCUAUGAUUUUGCAACUCGCUUAUGGGAGCAAACUGGUUUGAAAGAGGUCUUGCUAGACGGCGAUGUUAACGAGAGGUGGGGUGGUGAACCUGUUGGGCUGAAUCCUAAUAUUCGAGUAUAUCGUUACUCGAAGGGCCAGUUUUUUGACUGCCAUUAUGACGACUCGAAUAACCUGACGUUACCUUCGGAUCCUCCACUACCAGUGAGAACCACGUGGACCCUGUUGCUCUAUUUGACAUCCGCUUCUGAGGGCUGUGUUGGGGGCGAGACAGUAUUUUACCCAAGAGAUCGAAGGUCGUCUCGGGAAGAGAUCGUGGUCCCUCUUGAGACUGGGACAUUGCUUCUCCACAAGCAUGGAGACGAUUGUCUACUGCACGAAGGACGAGAGGUUACUGCAGGUGAAAAAUGGGUUUUACGGACGGAUCUUUGCAUCAGACGAUGAAUUUGAUUAUCAGCCUAAGUAACCUGGUAGUCCCAAAACUUUGGUUUGUUGUACUACUGAGUUUACUGUCUACCUUUUCCUUACCAACUGGCUGGCCCCGUUGUCGUCCUUACCGUUACAAUGGUCCAUUCUUGCACGCGACAAUUUCUCCAGCACCAAGAUUUUCAAUCUUAGGCCAAUGCCGUGGUCGUAUCGGCAGCUGAUCCCAAUGCCAAUGGUCACUUGGCAUCCACCUCACCCAUGAGGCUGACCAAGCGAUCAAUAGCUUCUUCGGCGUCUUCCUCCUCCAAUUCAUCGCUGUAGAUCGAGUCUGUCUCGUCUUCGACGAUGUCAUCACUCGGAACUUCAACUUCCAGGCCAUUCUCUGAUGAAAGAUCUGGCUGUUCGUCGCUGACCAUUUCAAAAUCAUCUCCAACAGAAGAUGAUUGCCCUGAACCCGAAAUGUCAUUAGGAAAGUCGUCAUCUCCCUCGGGGACCGCAUCGUCUUCCAGAGGGAAAAUAGCCAAUGGCUGUCCUCGAUGAAGGACUGUGCCGUCCGGAAGGUGAGAAUGGAUCUCAGGCGCCAGCUCAGACACUUCGGGGACCUCUUGUUUUGCAGGCGUGGCAUCAUUCUUCACUGUUGGCUCAAGGUGCUCGCCAAACCCUGGCAUUUCUCCUUGACGAUGUCCCGCGGCAAGUGGAGAUCUCAGUUCAAGGUUACUAGAGUUUGCCAUACGGCACAUCUCCUUAUGGAAGAUCCAGGGGAAACUAAUCAGAGGCAUUGACUUUGGUUCUAGCUUGCGCGGUUGCAAGAGGGUUCCCGCGUCGUUGAUGACUCCUCGGUGGUGCUCGUAUAGUGCAAUUUUCGUUUCCUCAUCGGUUACCUUGUACAUGGCUGCGACAAAGGGUUCGAGUUUCUCUGCAUUCUUAGAACCUGCAGUAUCGAUACAUAGCUGUCGAAAUGCCGCCUUGAGAUUAUUGUACUCACGACGAAGCUCCUCCUGAACUUUGUAGUCUGAACCAACAGCAGGUUUCGACAUGGCAAAGCCAGUCCAAAGCUCAAAUUCAGUCUUGAGCGCAUGUUGGCUCAGUAGUCGGCGUACAGACGUAUCGUAUUGUGUCUUGAUUUUUCUUGCAGAUUUGAGUGUGUCUCGCUUGAGUUCAAACUUUUUGAUAAUCCGUUGGUCGAACGGACUGUCCCAGAUAGGGUCAAACUUGACUUGCUUACCUUUCACUUUGUCAAAUAUGACACCAAGAGCUUUCCUGGAGGUGUAGCUGUUCUUCUUCUCCAUAAAAUGGGGCCACUUCCGAGGUUGUUGAUCUCGUCUCAAUACCGCUGGGUCACCCGUCUUCGGAUAGUCCACUGCUUUGGAGUGCAGCUCUGCAAGUUCAAGACCUUAGAACAGGGUUAGCAGAACACAUUGAUAUAUGAGCACUACCACGACUCACAUUUUGGUGACAUUGGGCCAAGGUCGUCUGAAAAUGCUAGAUGAGAUGUCGCAAUGAGCGGCAGUUUAUCGUUCUUUAGGUACUUGACGAAGAAGUUCCUGAGAUCGUCGACCGUGACAUCACGAUCAAGCUCAAUGGGUUUGGGUGCUAAGUAAUUCAUAGGCGGAUAAUUCCAUCUUCUAGGAAUCAGAGUCGGCUCCCAUAUUACGAAGAAGUCAUCGCCGUCAAGGUCACCACCAGAAAGCAUAUUAGGAACAGGCUGAUCGCCAGUGGAUGGAAAUACAACGACAUCCCUCAGGUGAUGCAGGGCUGGACAGUCCACUGCUUCAACAACACGAAUGUCUCCCGGGUGCAGCGAAGGGUUGCGUCCAAUUAUGCAUACUCCGCUGAUGACCUGAGUCUUGUUAUAGUGUGUUGCGUCGCUCAGCUGAAUGAAGAUUUGCGGAAGUCUAUCGAUAGCUUUAUCUUCGGAGCCUUCGGGUUCGGAUGAGUGACCUCUGAGGGUGCCAGUUUCAUCGACGCAGCCAAGGAUGAAAGCACUUUUCUGCACCUGAAUCCUUGCUUUCUCCUUGAGUAGCUUUAAGGACCAAGAUCUCCAAAGUUUAAGUACGUUAACAACGAAGGGUUCCUGCAGAUCAUCUGUUUUGAAGCCAGCCCUGAGCAGGUCAGAGAUAUUGUUCUCGUCAACAAAUUUGGUCAACAUGUCUAUUGCAACAUCGUUGUCCUCCAUGGCCAGCUCAUACGACCGCAACUGGUGGUCAAGCAGGUUAGUGAAGGAAGCGAUGGGGACCCCAAGACAUUCGAGAAUGGUGAUUGUUUGUCUAUUGAGAGUUGCUGUUGCCAUUGCUGCACUGCGGAUAAUUUCGAGACCUUUGGAAUCUGACUCGAACUUCUUCUGGGAUUCGCGAAUAUGGACUUCCAUGACUUUGGUGUCGUUGGGCCAAAUGGCGAGAACCCCUUUACAGCCACCCAUACGAAACUGGAAGGCGGAGGGUCGCGCAAUAACAUCAAGAAUCAUGUCUUCGCUGAUAAGCUGCGCCAAGAACGACGAUAUCUUGCCGAUGCCGUCGGUGAAGCAGUAGCCGUUCCUCUCAAUAUCAGGUAUCUGUUGAGUUGCCGGCGCCGAAAUUGCAUGAAGCUCUCGUGUGGUAGAGAAGCAUUGGCCGAGGCGAGCAGCAUACUUCGCCACAACCUUUAUAUGGCUAAACUGACCCAUCCACCUGCGGAUAUCGUCGCAUGAUAGGUGUUCCGUGGGACAAAAGAAGUAAGCGCCGUUGACUCUGAGCUGCGAGUUGCCAAAGGCAAGGAAUUCGUAAAAACGAUCGCCGAUACGGACGCCUUUAUACAUUGAACGAAGCACUCUUUUGUAGAUCUCGUCAUUUUGGUCCUUGUUUACCGCAAUCUUCCCCUUUUCCAUCUCUUCGGUGAAUUGGAUUUUGAGGAAGCGAUCCUCAUAAUGCUUGUAGCGGCGCAUGACGCGGUUGGACAUCUCCACUGUAGGUGUUGUAUAGCGAAUGGUUGUUGGCGUGAUGACGGCUUUACGGAUGAGACAACAAUGAGAAGGAAUUCUUGACAUUAUUAUAGAGCCAUCAAUCUGAGACUCCUCUAAAAUAGCCAUUGGGUCGAUGACAACUUGAGCGUUA
This is a messenger RNA of Fusarium odoratissimum NRRL 54006, 3897 nucleotides long. RefSeq lists its product as uncharacterized. NCBI's taxonomy places the organism in Eukaryota, Fungi, Ascomycota, Sordariomycetes, Hypocreales, Nectriaceae. The coding region runs from base 95 to 826 and encodes 243 amino acids. The record is from RefSeq and is a predicted model, not a curated record. The transcript has 4 exons. Gene Ontology annotation, molecular function: iron ion binding; L-ascorbic acid binding; procollagen-proline 4-dioxygenase activity. Gene Ontology annotation, cellular component: endoplasmic reticulum. Gene Ontology annotation, biological process: peptidyl-proline hydroxylation to 4-hydroxy-L-proline.